AUGAAUCUGGUGCUGAGAAAAUGCCUUCUGUGUGUGUCUGUGUUAUGUGCUGUCCUGACGAUGGUGGCCACAGAAGGAUCCAGAAGCAAGGACCGGUUUGGCGUCUCAAGGCAGUUCAGAGCUAAAUCCUGGAACAAGCAGCUGUAUCCAGAGUGGACAGAAAGCCAAGCGCGUGACUGCUGGAGAGGUGGCCCAGUUUCCCUGAAGGUCAGUAAUGAUGGGCCUACACUGAUCGGGGCAAAUGCCUCCUUCUCUAUUGCUCUGCUCUUCCCUGAGAGCCAAAAGGUGCUGGUGGAUGGGCAGGUCACCUGGGCCAAUGACUCCGUCAUCAAUGGAAGCCAAGUGUGGGGGGGACAGCCGGUAUAUCCUCAAGACCCCGAUGAUGACGCCUGCGUCUUCCCUGAUGGGGGGCCCUGCCCUUCUGGCCCUCGGUCUCAGAAGAGAAGCUUCGUUUAUGUCUGGAAAACGUGGGGCCAGUACUGGCAGGUUCUGGGAGGCCCGGAGUCAGGACUGAGCAUCGGGACGGGGGCACACGUAGCGUUAGGCUCACACGUCAUGGAAGUGACCGUCUACCACCGCCGGGGCCGCCGGAGCUACGUGCCCCUGGCUUACUCCCGCUCCGCCUUCACCGUCACAGAUCAGGUCCCCUUCUCUGUGAGCGUGUCCCAGCUGCAGGCCUUGGACGGCGGGAGCCAGCGCUUCCUGAGAAACCAGCCUCUGACCUUUGCCCUCCAGCUCCACGACCCCAGUGGCUAUUUGGCUCAGGCUGACCUCUCCUACACAUGGGACUUCGGAGACAGCACUGGCACGCUGAUCUCUCGGGCACCUGCGGUCACUCACACCUACCUGGAGUCCGGCCCCGUCACGGCCCGGGUGGUGCUACAGGCUGCCAUCCCGCUCACCCCCUGCGGCUCCUCCCCAGCCCCUGGCACCACCGCUGGGAAUGUGCCAACUGGCGAGGCCCCUGGCACCACUGCUGGGAAUGUGCCAACUGCGGAGGCCCCUGGCACCACCGCUGGGGGAGGGCCAACUGGCGAGGCCCCUGGCACCACCGCUGGGGAAGGGCCAACUGCAGGACUUGUCAGUACUCCGCCCGCUCAGGUAUCAACUGCAGUGCCGGUGCCCACGGCAGGGGGCACCAGCAGCACACCUGGGCAAGGGCCAACCUCAGAGGCUGUUGGUACCACACCUGCAGCGGCGCCAACGGCCGAGGCUGGAGGUUCCACUUCUGAAGUGCAAACUGCAGAGCCCUCGGGGGCCACAGCUGCACUGGUCCUAACGACGGCGUCGGGGGAGACCACGGCUGGGGAGGUGCCCAGUCCGGAGAGCGAGGGUCCCACGCUCACGUCUCCAGAGGCGGUAACAGACUCCCAGCGCCCCCUGCUGGAAGACGCUGUAAUCUUGGUGAAGCGACAAGUCCCCCUGGAUUGUGUUCUCUAUCGAUACGGCUCCUUUUCCCUCACCCUGGACAUUGUCCAGGGCAUUGAAAGCGCUGAGAUCCUGCAGGCUCUGCCUUCCAGCGACGGAGAUGCCUUUGAGCUGACUGUGUCCUGCCAAGGCGGGUUGCCGGAGGAAGCCUGCAUGGAUAUCUCGUCACCAGGGUGCCAGCCUCCCGCCCAGAGGCUGUGCCAGCCCGUGCCACCCAGCCCAGCCUGCCAGUUGGUUCUGCAUCAGGCCCUGAUGGGUGGCUCAGGGACCUACUGCCUCAACGUGUCUUUGGCUGAUGCCAACAGUCUGGCAAUGGUUAGCACCCAGCUAGUGAUGCCUGCUCUUCCUGGGAUUCUGCUCACAGGCCAGACAGCAGGCCCUGGGAAGGCCCCUCUGGUCCUGGUAAUGGUGCUGAUGCUGACGGCUAUAGUGCUUGCGUCUGUGAUCUAUAGGCGCAGACUCAGGAAGCGGGGCGCCCCGCCCGCCCUGCCCCCCCUGACGCAGCGCGCCACCCACUGGCUGCGGAUGCCCCAGUUCUUCCGUUCUUGCCCCACGGGUGAGAACAGCCCCCUCCUCCAGGGGCAGCGGGUCUGA
Molecule: messenger RNA, 2022 nt
Organism: Sorex araneus (European shrew)
Lineage: Eukaryota; Metazoa; Chordata; Mammalia; Eulipotyphla; Soricidae
Gene: PMEL
Product: premelanosome protein
Exons: 12
Coding region: 1-2022 (673 amino acids)
Biological process (GO): melanosome organization
Cellular component (GO): melanosome
Source: RefSeq, a predicted model, not a curated record